AGUGUUCGCAUUUUAUGCCGAGCUACAUACAAAAUGUCAAACUUUUGUCGUCUGCGAUGACUCCUCAAACUGUGUUCAUGUCGCGCCAUCUAGUGGCGAAAAGCCGCAAAGCAGGUGUAAAUAAAACCCCACUUCUCGCGCGUGCGCAGUGCAGCCCAUAGAGCGAUGUAAACAUGGCAGCCUCCAGUGCUCGCUGUACUGCACGCUGGCUGUCAAGCGGUUUACCUGGACUUCGCAGCACCUGUGCGCUUAUAAAGACCUCUAGACACGGAGAUCCUGCAGCUCUGAGGAUAUGCUGGAUUCGCAGUUAUGUGAAGGAGGGUACUUUAAGCUGCUGGAGGCACAGAGGAGGUGUGACAUUGAACAGGGUACCAGUGUUGAGAAGCCACAGUGUUUUCAGCUCUCAUUUCUUCCACACGACUCCUGGGUGCCAUCAGCAGGACUUCUAUGAUGUUUUGGGGGUUCCUCGGACUGCCUCUCAGAAAGACAUUAAGAAAGCCUACUACCAGUUGGCCAAGAAAUACCAUCCAGACACCAACCCGGAUGACCCCGAUGCAAAAGAGAAGUUUGCCAAGCUGGCAGAAGCCUAUGAGACCCUCAGUGAUGAGCUGAAGAGGAAGCAGUAUGACACUUACGGUUCUGCCGGUCCGGGUGCGAGUGGGGCGGGGCAGCAGCAGCAGUACUGGAGAGGCGGGGCCACCGUGGACCCAGAAGAGCUGUUCAGGAAGAUCUUUGGAGAGUUCGCUGAGGGGCGUGGCUUCGGCGACCUCAACUCCAUGUUUGAACAGGCACCUGAAUUUGUGAUGGAGCUGACGUUCAUGCAGGCUGCUAAAGGCGUGAAUAAGGAGAUAACAGUCAACAUAGAUGACGCCUGCCCACGCUGUGACGGAAAAGGUCACGAGCCGGGAACUAAAGUGUCACAUUGUCACUACUGCAAUGGAACUGGCAUGGAGUCUAUAAGCACCGGUCCGUUUAUGAUGCGCUCCACGUGUAGGCGGUGCAGUGGGCGGGGCUCUAUCAUCAUCACUCCUUGCAUCAUGUGCAGAGCAUCUGGACAAACCAAACAGAAACAGACCGUCAUGGUACCUGUGCCUGCAGGUAUAGAAGACGGGCAGACAGUUAAGGUGCCAGUCGGGAAGAAAUACAUUUACAUCACAUUCAGGGUCCAGAGGAGUCCAGUGUUUCGUCGUGAUGGCGCUGAUAUCCAUUCUGAUGUGAUGAUUUCAGUAGCACAGGCGAUACUAGGAGGAACAGCCAGAGCACAGGGCCUGUACAGCACCAUCGACAUUGUGAUUCCUCCAGGCAUUCAGACAGACCACAAGAUCAGACUGGCAGGAAAAGGCAUCCCACGAGUGAAUAGCUUCGGCUAUGGAGAUCAUUAUGUAUAUAUCAAAAUCAAAAUUCCUAAGAAACUGACAAACAGGCAGAGAAUGCUGCUCUUAAGUUAUGCAGAGGAUGAGAUGGAUGUGGAAGGAACUGUUACUGGAGUAACCAGACCAGCCAAAGGUAGUUCUCAGGCCGGACAGACCUCAGAGUCAGGGCAGAGCAGAGAGGAAGAGCCAGAGAAAGAGGAAGGGGGAUUUUUCUCCCAACUGAAGAAGAUAUUCACCUGAAGAUCAUGGAAGCCAGUAGUCUUGUGAUGUUUUAGUGUAGACUUGGCCAAAAACAAGAAGUAUGAAAGGAGUACAAGAAAGAAGCGCACUCACCCAGCAGAGGACAUCUCCAAUCACUCCACACCAUCUCCAUAAUGCUCCUACAGAUUAAUUGCUGAGGCACAUCAGCAUUCAACUAAUUUUGAUCCUUUAAAAUCAUGGAUUAAAAGCAAAGCUUUCAGAAGCUCCACCAAUUCUCAGCCUGAGGAUGACAUGUUUAAACAGUGCUGUUUGGUAUAUAAUGUUUUAAUGGGGAAUGUCUGAAUAAAUGGUUAUAAUCUAUAAUUUUUGUAAUUUUAUUACAUUUCUGUUUGUUAGGAUUAACAUGAAAGGCUAUGAUUUAUUGUUAACAUAGUCCAGGCUAAUAAGCAUUGCUAACAACCCUUCAGUUGUGACUACAUGAUAAAUAAAAUUUGUAGUCCUCGAAUACAUUUGUUUUACUGUCUUUUUAACUGUAUCAUCUGUCUGAUUUUACUGGAAAAUGAAAUCUAGUAGGCCUACAUAAAAUAAAAACAGAUAACACUAAUAAAGUGGGAAAGACCAUGAUUUAUCGUUAGAAUAGUCAAGGUUAAAGAGCAUUGCUUUAGCUGUGACUAAAAAAAAAUUGUGUUUAAAUACAUUUGCCUCAAAAAUAAGUCUCUUUGAUUCAGUCUGUUUUUAAACCAAACAUAACAGCUGUCUGCUCUAUUUUUUUAGGGUUUUUUUCAUGAA
Messenger RNA from Onychostoma macrolepis, 2363 nucleotides. It is a transcript of the gene dnaja3b, whose product is annotated as DnaJ heat shock protein family (Hsp40) member A3b. NCBI's taxonomy places the organism in Eukaryota, Metazoa, Chordata, Actinopteri, Cypriniformes, Cyprinidae. Gene Ontology annotation, biological process: mitochondrion organization; protein folding; response to heat. The record is from RefSeq and is a predicted model, not a curated record. Bases 174 to 1613 code for a protein of 479 amino acids. Gene Ontology annotation, cellular component: mitochondrion. The transcript has 12 exons. Gene Ontology annotation, molecular function: ATP binding; heat shock protein binding; protein kinase binding.